AAUACAACGAAUCACACGAAUGUAGAGAAUGUAAAGAAUACAACGAAUCACACGAAUGUAGAGAAUGUAAAGAAUACGACGAAUCACACGAAUGUAAAGAAUACGACGAAUCACACGAAUGUAGAGAAUGUAAAGAAUACGACGAAACACACGAAUGUAGAGAAUGUAAAGAAUACGACGAAUCACACGAAGAGAAUACGGCAAAUCGCACGAAUGCAGAAAAUGCGACAAAUCGUACAAAUGUAGAGGAUCCAGUGAAGAAAUAUACGGAUGUGAACUAUUUAGAAUUUGACCUAAUAUAUGAUAAAUAUGUUAAGAAACAUAAUAGAAUAGUUUCCAAGCUAUUAGCCAAACCUAAUUCAUCAAAACUUCCGAAAGUUGUCGUUGUCAAACCAGACUUGACGCAAGGAUUCGGAAACCGCAUACCUUCAAUGGUUUGUGCUUUUAUAUAUUCACUAAUAUCUGAUAGGCUAUUAUUUAUUGAUGGAUAUGAUAAUUUCUCAAGUUAUUAUGAGAAAGACUUUGAACACGAUUGGAAAUUUGUUGCAGAUUUGUAUAAAAACAGUACCUCUAGACAUUUACAUCAGGACAAUAGCUAUAAUGACUUUCCGUUGGUGGCGAGAGGAAACCUUAGCAACGAUAAAACUGAUAUUUUAUAUGUUUACACAUGGGAUUAUGUAUGUGCUCCAAUAAUAUCAAAUCCUCAUUAUAAGGAAUGGUUUAAUAAAGUAAUACCUGAUUAUAAAGUUUUUACAGUAAUCAGCCUAAAAUUAUUAAGAUUGCACCCAAAUAUUAGUAAACAAGUAGAGACUUUUGCGGAUAAUAAGUUUAAUGAUUAUAAUAUAGGAAUUCAUUUAAGACAGAAAAAGAAAGCAGAUGGAUUUAUAACAGCUGUGGAUCAUUACAUUGAGGUAGUGAAAAUGUUGAUGUUAGAAGUGAAAAACAAGAAUAUAACUGUCUUUGUGGCUGCAGAUAGUAAUGAUGGUCGUAAAAAAUUAGUAAAUUUACUUAGCAAAAUAAUUCCUUAUAAUAACAAUUCUAUUAAGAUAGUUCAUACUGAUGAUGAUAUGGAUGCACAAAAUCCUUUUAAUUCGAACACUGGUUCGGAAGUAGGCGCUCUUAUCGAUAUGAAGUUGCUUGGUUUAUGUGAUGACUUGGUGAUUACAUAUGCUUCUUCAUUCGGCUUCGUUGCUGCUGGAUGGUCGCAAAAAGUGUUUCGUC
Molecule: messenger RNA, 1221 nt
Organism: Racocetra fulgida
Lineage: Eukaryota; Fungi; Glomeromycota; Glomeromycetes; Diversisporales; Gigasporaceae
Source: the annotation of a GenBank genome assembly